Messenger RNA from Lytechinus variegatus (green sea urchin), 1351 nucleotides. RefSeq lists its product as uncharacterized. The coding region runs from base 205 to 810 and encodes 201 amino acids. The transcript has 5 exons. The record is from RefSeq and is a predicted model, not a curated record. Lineage: Eukaryota; Metazoa; Echinodermata; Echinoidea; Temnopleuroida; Toxopneustidae.
UCGACCUUAGAGCUGUCUACAUCAGUCAAGUCAGACAACUACCAGGCCAGGCUGCGUCUAGCUUUAUCUCUCAACAUUAAUUUAUUCUUAUCCGCUUCACGAGAUGUGACAAUGAGUGAUUCCAAUUGUAGAUCAGAUAGUGUUUCUGCCGAGCUUCUACAUGUCGGCAUUGAAGAGGAACCUUCCUGAUUGGCCCUGGGGACAAUGAUGAACACCAUCUCCUUUCUUAUUUUGUUAUUUGAAAUACUAGUAACAGCUGUUUCCGGGAGUGAUUGCAUUGGGAAUACAACAUGUAUGAAUAAUGAGGUGUGUCAAGAUGGUGGAUGUGUCUGUCCUACCAGCCAUUAUGGUGCUAAAUGUGAAUUCAAAGUUACCAAUGCCUUGAUCAUAGUUCUGAUAUGUACACUGCCACCUAUCUCUUGGCUUGCUGUUUGCUGUUAUGGAGUUCAUUCAAAAGGAUCUGGUCUGUGGUCUGGUACUCGUGAAAGAGAAAUAAGCAGUGAUGAAUUUGAGAGAGAAGCAGAGGAAGAAGUCAUGGAAGAUCAACCCCCACCCUCUUAUGCGCAAAGCCUUUAUUACAACACAGCUGGAACAUUUGAAGGUGUGAAUAUGAUUAUUGAUGAACCAGUGUCAGACAACAUGGAACCACCACCAUCUUAUCUAGAAUGGACAAGAAAAGCAGCAAGUCUAAGAAAUCAAGAAAUUAGUUGUGUUGACAGUGGUGACAUUGGCCUUGUGACAAUCAGUGAGAACUUUCCAGUGACUGGUCAGGAUGUUGAAGUGAAUGUUGAGAGUGAGGAACAAUGUUAGGUCAAAUGUCAUUAUCAUUUGACCUGUUUAUUUGGCAAACAGGGUUUAUAAAGCUGUGUAUGCAGGACAUACAAAUAUUCACACUUCAGGGGAACGUAGUAUUGAUGGCUGUGAUUUAUAAUUAGGUAUAUGCUAUCUAUUUAGAAUUAGAAGAAGGGCUUUCAGUUUAUGAUUGAAUGUCCCUUGACCUAUGAUCAUAAAAAAUCACAGUUGUAGUUCAUAUGGUACUUAUCCAGUUGAUAUUUGUACUCAGCGGAGUUCCAUUUAGCACUCUCCAUUUUAUCUUUCUAUCCCUUUUCUGAUAAUAAUGAAAAUACCGAAACCAUAACAAUUGAUAUAAUCAGAGUAAUUAUUAAAAUUAUAUUGAGUGAAUAUACCUAUAUUACUAAAUCUGCAUGCAAAAUAUUUUACCAUUCGAGUGAAAUCAGAGAGGGAUAUCAUUUUAAAUUUUAUGAAUAUACUAUGAUAAGAAUGAUUAUAUAUUUUUGAAAAAUAUUAAUCUCAAAACAUGGAUGCAGCCAUGUUUAUCUGAGCUCAGCAU